This is a messenger RNA of Paramisgurnus dabryanus, 901 nucleotides long. NCBI's taxonomy places the organism in Eukaryota, Metazoa, Chordata, Actinopteri, Cypriniformes, Cobitidae. The record is from RefSeq and is a predicted model, not a curated record.
AUGGUAACCCUGAACACCAAAUCCGUUACCGCACCGGUCGGAAUUGUCCGGAUUUUCGAAUUUGUGCUGACCUGCAUCACUUUCAGUCUGGCGGCUUCUCAGGGCCCCUCAACUUUUUCAUAUUGGGUUUGGUGCAUGUUCACCUGGUGCUUCUGCUGUUUUAUGACCCUCCUCAUCAUUAUUCUGGAGUUCACCAGCCUUAAUACCAAGGUGCCCAUCUCCUGGGAUGACUUCACUGCGGUGUUUGCGAUGCUGGCCUCCCUGAUGGUGCUGGCAGCCUCGGCCAUCUACCCCAGGUUUUUCGCGUGCUCGACGUGCGCUCAUGAGAUUGCGGCAUCUGUGAUGUCCUGUUUGUCUUUCAUCCUGUACACAGUGGAAAUAAGUUUAACCAGAGCGAAACCCGGGGAGAUCAGCGGGUUCCUGUCCACUGUGCCCGGCUUACUGAAGGUUCUGGAGGCCUUUGUUGCCUGUAUCAUCUUCAUCUCGCUGGACUCAAACUUUUACAGUUAUUUUCCUGGGUUGCAGUGGUGUGUGGCCGUCUACUCCAUCUGCUUCAUCGUCUCUCUUCUCAUCAUCCUCCUGACAAUCUGUAGGUUGUUGGCACGAUUCCCCUUUCCAUUUGAGAAAUUUCUGGUGGGUUACAAUGUGCUGGCGGUUAUGAUGUACAUGACGGCAGUGGUUAUAUGGCCACUCUACAACUUCCGAAACGUUCCAGAAUUACCAGGAUUCAUAUUCUGGGACAACAAGGUUGUUGUGUCGGCAAUGACCUGCGUCAAUCUGAUUGUAUAUAUUGUGGAUACAGUUUACUCAGUACGGUUGAGCUUCUUUGUUUCGCCUGCCUAGAAAAAGAGCAAACCAUUUUAACCAAUCUAUUGCAUCAGGCAAGGGAAGGUAAAGAUUU